ACGAAACUCAUCACGUGACCGUGUCGGGAUCAUUUUCGUCUCAAACGGGAAUCAUAAUUUUUGAAUUGCCGUUUGCGCUCAGCUGUCCUCCCCAUCCCCGUUGCAAUCAUGGGCAAGAAAGCUGCCAAGUCUAUGAAAAAGUUCGCUGCAAAGGGGCAGCUGAAGAAGACCAUCGAUGCCCGCCGUAAGCAUCAGCAAACGAAAAAGAAAAUAUCGAACAGAAAGGGCAAGGGCAAGCAGUCGCGGAACGAAUCAGUUGACUCUGGGGGCGAGGAGGGAGAAGAGGAAGAGGAACAGCCUACAGCAGGUCCUUCCUCUGGGAAAGCAACGAAGAAGCGCAUGUCCGUCGACAACUUUUUGAAUGGCGGCUUUAUGGAUGGAGAAGACGACUCGGAAGCCGAGGGAGAGGUUCUAAGUGAGGAUGAAGAAGAUGAAAUGGAUGAAGACGAAGAACAGGACGAAGUGGAUGAUGACGCCUCGUUUGCUUCAAUAGACGCCAUGGAUGACGAUGGCGAAGCUCAUCUCAUGGAGCUGUCGAAGCUCGCGGAAAAGGAUCCAGAGUUCUACCAGUAUCUCAAGGACAACGACGAGGAGUUGCUCAAAUUCGAUCUUAAAGAUGCAAUCGAGGAAGACGACGAGGCCGGAGGCGAUGAUGAUCUCAUGGGUGAAGAGAGGAUUCCUGUUCUGACUAAAGGAAUCCUCCAAAAGUGGCAGAAGUCUCUGCUCGAGCAACGUUCGCUGCGAGCUCUGCGGAAGCUUUUGAUUGCAUUCAGAUCCGCUGCGCACAUGAACGAAGAUGGCCAGGUCCUCGCGUGGACCAUCGACAGCUCUUCUGUUUACGCCAAGGUCGUGACUACAGCCCUAAAAUACACUCCCGUCAUCCUCGAUCACCACGUACCCUACAAAAUCUUGGCCAGUGGAAGAAUCAAAGCGCCAACACAGACGCCCAAGAUGAAAGCCCUGCAAAAGCUCAUUCUGUCCUAUUUCCAGAAUGUAGUGCACAUCUUAUCGCAGCUGACCGAUCCGGAGAUGCUCCAAAUUGCAGUCACAGAAAGUGCGAAGAUCAUUCCCUACGUCCUCAGCAGUCGGAAGGCUGUCAAGCUCUAUCUGAAGAAAUGCUUGGAGCUUUGGUCCAGUGCCCAGGACAACAUUCGCAUCGCAGCCUUCCUGGCCAUUCGGAAACUGGCGUCGACAGCGGAUGAAAGCGUCCUUGAUAGCGUGCUGAAGGGUACUUACCUAACCCUGAUUCGGUCCUGCAAAGCGACUAGUGUACACACUCUUCCGUCCAUCAAUCUCAUGAAGAAUUCCGCGUCGGAAGUCUUCGUGCUUGAUGCUGCGGUUUCUUACCAGCAUGCGUUCGGGUACAUCCGGCAGCUCGCAAUUCACUUGCGGAACAGCAUGAAGGUCAAAACUAAGGAAGCCUACAAGCAGGUCUAUAACUGGCAAUACAUCCAUUGCAUCGACUUCUGGUCGCUCGUCUUAGCCAGAGCAUGCGAUAUAACCGCUGAAAAUGAAUCCGGCAAGGAGAAUGAACUCAAGCCUCUUAUCUACCCUUUCGUGCAAGUCAGUCUAGGGGCAAUCAAACUGAUCUCUAACGGGCGCUCUUAUCCCUUCCAUCUACAUGUCAUCAGGUCUUUGCUUCACCUGACUCGACACACUCACACCUACGUCCCGAUCUCCCCAUACCUUCUGCCCAUCAUCACGUCCACGCUGACUCCCUCUGCUCGGCCCAAGCAAUCUACUCUCCGACCCCUCGAUCUCGAGGUCCAGAUCCGGGCACCGCAACAGUAUCUCAAAACCAGGGUUUAUCUUGAGGGCCUGGUCGAGGAGUCGGUGUACUUGCUCGCUGAGUGGCUGGCAUCGACCCCAAUUCAUGGCAGCGCGGCAUUCCCAGAGAUUGUCGUCUCUGUCGUGGUCAUGCUCCGCAAAGCUGUCAAGUCGGCCAAGACGGGGUCCGGGAAAGACACAGCGCUUGUCAAGGGGUUGCUCGAGCGCAUCGAGGAGAGCAGUCGGUGGGUCGAGCAGAGGAGGAAAAGCGCGGUUCUGGCACCAGGGAAGCUCGACGAACUCCGGGAGUGGGAAAACACGCUCGCAGCGUCCGUUGUAGAUUCGCCGUUGGGCAAGUACGUCAAAGUGCAGCGCAAGACCAGAGAUCGACAACGCAAAUUGGCCGAAAAGGCUCGGCAAGGAGAAGACGAAAUCCUAGAGGAUUGAUGAGUCUCGUGUAGCGUACGCCAUAGAUAGAUUCUGAUAGAUCACAUUCAUGUGACGUACUUACUGAGAGCAACGAACAUAGGACGAUCUGUCUCUCUCUACCAGAUACCAAAGAACACUUUCCACUUCGGCCUCUCAAUGCCCUGGACACCCUUUUCGAUACCCUCGGCAAGUUUUUCGUAGUGAAUAGGAGCAGAUGCAGGUUUAAGUGUCUUGUCCGUAAGAGGGUACUGCGGAGAUUCAAUUUUCCGAAUGACGAUUGCUGGACAGGUGAGAAGUCGUUACCUCGUUUUGAGCAGCGUUGCGCUCCAAGGCUUCUGCCGCGGAGACGGCUUGCGGAGUGAGAUUCGGGUGCGUGGCCAAUGACUUGAGGAAGUUUUGAAGCUGGAUGUGCGGCCGCAUAGGAUCCACGGGGCACGCGGCGGCAACCCGCGCCAUUUCUUCUGCUAGUUUUCUCGUAGCCAUUGCUUGAUACGUAGAAUUGCAGAGAUUGUGAGGGAAGAAGGAGUGCAC
Messenger RNA from Mycena citricolor, 2727 nucleotides. Lineage: Eukaryota; Fungi; Basidiomycota; Agaricomycetes; Agaricales; Mycenaceae. The record is from the annotation of a GenBank genome assembly.